AUGCCUUCCCAUGAGUCGCCGUCAGUGAUACCGGCACAGAUUUCGUUCCUUGCGAUAUUCAACCCGUCCCUCGGGAAGACCGACGAGACCCUCCAAGACCAGAUAGUAUUCUACUAUUCGGCUCCCAACCAAACGAAUGCGCCGAAGGACGUUCCAGAUAGUGAUACGGUUAGGAAAGAUGCCUCCGAGGAAGAGAAUAAAAGGCUGCGCCAUGUAGGGCUUGCGCAAGGAAUGGUGAGCUUCGCCAAAAACUUUUCAAAUGGAGAGCCUGUUGACGCAAUCGAGACUGAAAAUUCUCGUAUCGUGUUGAAAGAGCUAGAGCCCGGAUGGUGGAUUCUUGCGAGCAUCGACUUGACAAAAAUAUCUACUACUCACAAAUCACAUAAGAAUGCCAAAUAUGGGGUCUCGGGUGAGCUUAAAGUGGAAUAUUCUUCGAGGGAACUGUCUCCGCCAUACCUCCUUACCCAACAACUAUCAAAGGCCUAUUCUAUAUUUCUAAUACACCACGGCACUUCACUCGAAGAUCUCUACAAGAGCCUACCAAGGAAGUCUUUCUGCAUCUAUCUCGAGCGCUUUUGGACAAGAUUCGUCUGGAAUUGGGAUAUAUUGCUUAACGGGAACCCGGCAAUAGACCUCUUUUCUAGCAUGAAGCUGGCCGGAGGCGGAGAGCUAGGAAUAGGUGUUGGCGAAGAAGAGUGGGGGAGUGGUGAACGUGAAGUUCUUGAGGGAUUCAUCUCAAGGACUGAGGGAUUGGUUGACAUGAUUGUCUCGAGGUUCGGAGAUGCGCCAAAGUCACUCGCCGAUAGCGAGUCUCUUACAAAAAAGGAUCCGGUCAAGCCGAAGGCUUCGUUGAGCGAUCCAACAUGGCUUGGCUGUAUGGCCUCACCUGGCCCUCACGACGGUGUCAUGUUUUCCGGGACUGGGGCGUUAUCGCGAAAGUCCUUAACCCACGUCUCCCAGUGGAUGGAGUGGGUAUAUAGAUACGGUGAAGACGCAUACGGCGUACGAGAUGACCCCAGAUCAACUCGUCGCCGGAAGCGAGGAAGAAGGCGUAAGGGGAAGACAAAGUCAGUGGGAAAGAAACCCGAAUAUAUUGUUAAGUCGCCAUCAAGUUCCCGGUGUGAACUCCCUAGCCAAAACCAUGACGAAUUAUCUCCAAGGAUCCCACCUCCCUUGAUUGUUGCUUCGGAUAAGAAACAUAAAUGCGAUCCAGAACAUGGCGCUAAAAGCUCCAAGGCAUCUGACGACAAACCCGCGAGUACGCCUGCAUUUGGGACAGACAAAUUAAUGAAUAUAAUCACUCUAGGAUAUGGAUCUGCGUGGGGUAACUCAUCGGCCGCUCCCCCUUCCAAUGCCGAUACCAAUAGCCUUCAACCACAAGAUAUGGAACAAAACAGGCAAUCUAACCAACCACUAGCCCUAGAACGGGCGGCACCUGAGUCAACCUCUGCGAGACAGGGCAGUUCCUUACAGCAAUUAGACGAGUCCCCUGGUAGGUUCAUCAUCGGGCUCCGUGACCCCCUCGAAAAUGAAGAGAACGAUAGCGAGAGUAUAGACGAUGAGGAGUCCCCGAAACCCCAACCGGCCAAACACACGGCCCCUAGCAAGAUUAUUAUGCGGACACUAGAGUUGAUGGUGCAGACUUCGCUAUCACAUGAAGGGGAUUCCUCUGAACUGGUAUCGAAGUCGUUACAAGUAGUUAUAUACCUGUACCAACCGUUCAUGUUUACGUUUUUAUUUGAGCCUGGAACAACGGCUCUUUCGUCAACUAGUUUCUACCGAAGCAUCCACCAUCAGCUUGGUCCGCUCCAAAAACCCCUUCUCUCAUCAACUUCGCCGUCAAAGGUGGCAGAAAGGCUUUCACGUUAUGACCUCCAUCAAUAUCCCAGGGGUCAGAGUAAACCAUCUCCGGGACAGUCUCUAUAUGAUAUUAUUUAUGAACCGUUUCACCAGACAAUACGGACCUCAAUACCGAACAUCCCGGAGCCGGACAUCACGUCUGACCAUAUCAGGGCGUAUAACAAUCCAAAGGAUGCCAGUCAGCAGCCUCAGUGGACCCGCGCGGAUGCCUUGAACGUAUACAUGCAGAUAAUCAACACAUAUACAGAAACAAGGCUCCGCCCAUCUGAGCUGGAGAGAAUCUGUAAAACAAAUCGUGGCUGGUGGGUUCUGUGGAUGCGCCUACCCACCACGCCGGACCAGCCGGGACCUGGUAUUGCCUCCAGUGACGGCGAAGGUAGCGGCUCGAGGAGUAUAUGCUCACAAGCUACAGGAGAAAAGGCUUCCAAGCUGUCCGAAUAUCAUCGGCAUCCAGAAGGCCAGCUAGCGUCUUCGAACGUAGCCUUCUUAGUUCGAAAAGCGAGUGAUUCCAAGCAACCGGCCAGAGGUCAUCUUCGAAGUGCAAGCGGUCCAGGAUUCUUUCGAAGUUUAGGAGGCGGUUUCGGAAGGGAACUUGAAGGAUGGUCUGCUACCCCAGGCAAACUUGUUGAAGGCGUCGGGUUGGAUGCAAAGAAGUACGUUGAUGCUUUGAUUAAUCUGAAUCGAUAG
This is a messenger RNA of Arthroderma uncinatum, 2547 nucleotides long. RefSeq lists its product as uncharacterized. Gene Ontology annotation, biological process: vesicle-mediated transport. NCBI's taxonomy places the organism in Eukaryota, Fungi, Ascomycota, Eurotiomycetes, Onygenales, Arthrodermataceae. The coding region runs from base 1 to 2547 and encodes 848 amino acids. The transcript has 5 exons. The record is from RefSeq and is a predicted model, not a curated record. Gene Ontology annotation, cellular component: intracellular membrane-bounded organelle; Mon1-Ccz1 complex.